Messenger RNA from Tachysurus fulvidraco (yellow catfish), 1428 nucleotides. RefSeq names its product ETS domain-containing transcription factor ERF. The record is from RefSeq and is a predicted model, not a curated record. The transcript is spliced from 4 exons. Lineage: Eukaryota; Metazoa; Chordata; Actinopteri; Siluriformes; Bagridae. Gene Ontology annotation, molecular function: sequence-specific DNA binding; DNA-binding transcription factor activity, RNA polymerase II-specific. Gene Ontology annotation, biological process: cell differentiation; regulation of transcription by RNA polymerase II. Gene Ontology annotation, cellular component: nucleus. Bases 517 to 1017 code for a protein of 166 amino acids.
UUGAUGCUUUUGUACACUUGGCUGCUGGUGAAAUGUCCCACUAUUUAGGACUAACCUUCAUUGUCAUUGAGUUAAUUUAGUGCUCUUGCAGAUAGAGGAGAACAACUUAUGUGCCUGCCUUUGAAAAUUGUAGCCAGAUUCUUGAUAGUGAAAGUUAUCAAGGUACACCAGUAGUAUAGAUGCAAAACAAAAAAAUUUGAGCAGCAUGCAUUGUACCAAGGUAAAUGACCUAAUACCAAUCUGACUAGGCCUGCAUUGCAAUACCUUGUCUCUCAUUUAUGAUUUAUUUUAUUUGUUAAUUGUUAACUGUUUCCAGCAGUGCUGUUUCCUGAUUGGGCAUAUAAGCCAGCCUGGUCUCAAGGUUCUCGGCAAGUCCAGCUGUGGCAUUUCCUGUUGGAGUUGUUAGGACGGGGUGAGAGUGCAGUUAUCACAUGGGGUGGUGAAUGGGGAGAGUUUGUUAUCCAAGACCCUGAGCGACUGGCUAAGCUAUGGGGAGAGAGGAAGGGAAAGCUGCAUAUGAACUAUGACAAACUGAGCAGAGCACUGAGAUAUUACUACAAUAAGCGGAUACUUCAUAAGACCAAAGGAAAACGAUUCACGUAUAAAUUUAACUUCAGUAAAUUGAUUUUGGUUAAUUAUCCCAGUCUGGCUACCCAUCGGUCUGGAAACUCUCUACCAUUCUCUCAUUUUUUUUCUGAUGGAUCACAUUACAGCCCACCUGUGAACAGAGCUCAACCAUCAGUCUCACAUCCUUUGCUGCUCCCCUACUGCUUCCCAAAGUCACUCCUAUUUUCUGAGCCCAAUCUAAACCAGCAACAAUUUCCUUUCUUUUCUGCCCUGCCUACUUCAGCAGCACAUAUAUCAGAGUUCUUAUGCCUGCCACCAUUCAACUCAUCCUUACACCAUGGCCAAAACUUAACGAGUUGGCCAACAAAGAAUAGUGCAGAGUGGUCUUUUAACCGAGUCCCAGAACCAAGCCAGAUGGAUAACAGAGAAGGACAAGAGCAAAAGAUGUAAGAAAGAAAGAGACGGAGGACCAACUACUUAAAACCCCAAUCAGGAAUCACAACAGGCCAGUUGUUGUUUCGCAACAAAUGUGUUAAAGCAACAACAAACAACCGACUUAAAUAUACAAUAUUAACACUUACAGCUAGUUUACUUAAUGAAUUCUGUAUUCUGUAAGUAUACCUUACCAUGGUGAGUCUUGCCCUGGUGCUGUUUAUGCUAUUCUUGAUUGAGUGGAUACUGUUUGUUUCUUUAUUCAUUCAUAAAUUGUGUAUUAGAUGAAACAAUCAUUUUAAGACUGUAACACAAGAUUAAUGUAUUUUUGUGUGUAAAUAUGAGCUACAUGUAGAUCCAUUAGUCUAAUGCAUUUUCAAUAAAAAAUAUAGACUUUAACAUGGAUGUUUAUGUUUUAUGGACACAGGA